GCUAUGCUUGGUACAAGUACAUUCCUAAUAUUAACCUUCAAGCUUCAGCGCGCAUUGUUGGAUGCAUCGGCAUUCUCAACGUUAUAUCUGAUCGCGCUAUUGGUGUGCAAGUUAUAAGACGUCUGAACUACUUCUGGUAUCAACUCAAUCGUUGAGAGUCCCGUUGUAAUCGCACUCGAUCGAUCUUCCCGUCCGUUUCAACCGAUAGCAUGUCUGCGAUAGUCUCUGGUGCCAUUCCAGAGACCUUGUCCCCGCAGGUUCAGACAGUGUUGAACUUUCUGACCCUCUUGGGUGCUGGGGACAUCGACAAACUUUCCAACCUACUCUCAGAUGAUCUCUCAUACUACGUUCAUCCAAAGUCUCUCAAUAUCCCUUGCUUGGCCAAGCAUGAAUGGCUACAACGUGUCAAAAAGGGAUUUGUAGGAAUGAAGUUUUAUAUCUUUGAGAUCGUCUGCGAGAGACCGUCAGUUGCGGUUCAUGCUUCCAGUACCGCAACUUCGCGGACUGGAGGUUCCUAUGCCAAUGAAUAUUCCUUCUGGUUCCACCUUGAACAACAGCCGGAGGGAACGCACAGGAUGAAGACUGUCAAGGAGUUUUUGGACUCGAAGUACAUCAUCGAGUUCAAAACAGAGGAGACCGAGCGUGCAGAGAAAUUAGCGAAGUAAGAUGGACAGAUGUCAUGUUUUUGUCUUUCGUGUGGAUAAUCGUCCACGGCUAGCUAUAACAUGUCCUAGGUCUACAUAAAACUCUGGAAACUAAUGCACUGUACUUC
Messenger RNA from Somion occarium, 772 nucleotides. NCBI's taxonomy places the organism in Eukaryota, Fungi, Basidiomycota, Agaricomycetes, Polyporales, Cerrenaceae. The record is from the annotation of a GenBank genome assembly.